AUGCCGCGAACGGCCGUUGUUGUUGGCGCUGGGCCCGUGGGAUGUCUAGCCGCUCUUGCGCUACGCAACGCCGGCUGGACAGUGACCGUAUAUGAUGCCCGUCCUGACAUGCGUCUCCCUGAAAAUAAGAGCCAACUGUCGCAACGCUCGAUCAAUUUGGCCAUUUCCGCCAGAGGUAUCACCGCCUUGCAUUCGGUGAACCCAAAGUUUGCAGAAAGAUUCCUGGAUACGGCAAUUCCUAUGCGCGGGAGAAUGAUCCAUCCCGUUCACGGAAGAGAAGAAAGCCAACUGUACGACCUGAAUGGGCAGUGCAUCAACUCGAUUGACAGGGCACUUCUCAACGAGGACUUGCUCAACCAACUGACAGCCGCAUCUGUGCCUAUAGUCUUCCGCCACAAGCUGCUUCAUGCAGACUUUGAUCACAAGACGUUGACAUUCUACUCCGAAUCUGAUCAAAAGGACGUGCGUGUACGUUACGACUUUUGCAUCGGGGCAGAUGGCUGCUAUUCAGCGGUCCGCCGACAGCUGAUGCGGGUAGUCCGAAUGAACUACCAGCAAGAAUACAUCCCUCAUGAAUACAUUGAGCUCCGAAUUCCUGCUGGAAAGGGACCCUCCGGGGAGGAUACGUUUCGACUAGACCCAAAUCACCUGCAUAUCUGGCCACGGCAUUCUUUCAUGCUUAUUGCAUUGCCUAACAAGGACAAAACAUUCACUUCGACCCUCUUUGCACCCACGGCAGAAUUUGAAAGAUUUCGCGACGACAAAAUGUUUAUAUCGUGGUUCCGGACACACUUUCCGGAUGCUCUCGAUUUGGUUGGCGAAGAUCGGCUGCUACACGACUACAAGCACAAUCCGAGAAGCGCUCUGAUUCACAUCAAGACCCGACCGUAUCACUACAAGGACAAUGUCAUCCUCUUGGGUGAUGCUGCCCAUGCCAUGGUGCCCUUUUACGGCCAGGGGCUCAACUGUGGACUGGAAGACGUCCGCGUUCUCCACGUGCUACUAGAGAAGCACAGGGUCGACCCUGAAAAUAUGGUCCCGGACGGACAAGUCGAUGACAACCUUUCUCGCGCUUUGCAAGAAUACACCGACUCGCGACACGAAGACUUGGAUGCAAUUUGCGACCUUGCCAUGGCAAACUAUGAGGAGAUGAGGCAUGCAGUGACAACGCCCAUGUAUCGGCUGCGAAAGACGCUCGAUGGGCUACUAUCGAGGUGGACGCCGUUCCUCCCGUUCCAAUCCUUUUUCCCAUACCUGUCGUCGAACACGUUUGAACCGACGCCGAACGGCUGGCUCGCACUGUAUACGAUGGUCACCUUUCGACCGGAUAUACGCUACUCUGAAGUGCGACGAAAGGCAAAACGGCAAGAUUACCUUCUUUCCAUGUUUGCUUGGAGCGGGAUCGCAACCACGGCCGGUGUCGGCUCGUUGGCCGUCGGUUUGCAGUUAUGGGCACGGUGGAGACGGUGCUGA
Serendipita indica DSM 11827 is the source of this 1473-nucleotide messenger RNA. NCBI's taxonomy places the organism in Eukaryota, Fungi, Basidiomycota, Agaricomycetes, Sebacinales, Serendipitaceae. The record is from the annotation of a GenBank genome assembly.